Molecule: messenger RNA, 483 nt
Organism: Ogataea haglerorum
Lineage: Eukaryota; Fungi; Ascomycota; Pichiomycetes; Pichiales; Pichiaceae
Exons: 2
Coding region: 1-483 (160 amino acids)
Source: RefSeq, a predicted model, not a curated record
AUGUCGCUCAGCAGCAGUGUGGACGAGGGUGCCCCUGCCGCUGGACCCGCAGCGGUUUGGCGAGAAGAUCGGGCUCGUUUUCGCCAAGGUCGGCUUUGUGUUCGGCGCCGUCAGGCUGAGCAUUGUGCACAUAAUUAUGCUCGUCCUGGUGGUGAGCGCGCUGGUGUGCAACGAGACGCGGUUUUUGUAUUUCCUGCUGCCGUUUGCGGUGGUCUGGGCCGUGAACGUGGACCCGUCCGAGAUAGCGAGGCAGGAGGUGUCCGCGCUGGAGCUCCGGCUGGAGGACAUGGAGGCCGAGAUCAGCGGUCUGAAGCUGGGACAGAUGCGCAGACAGCACAACCGCGCGCUGCAGGACCGGUCGCUCGAGCUCAGCGUUGGCCGGCUCCAGCAGGAGCUUGGGCUCAAACUGCGCGAGAGCAGCGCGCACAUCCAGAGACUACAGCUGCAAGUCAGCGAACUACAAAAGGCGCAGAGCACAAAUAG